This is a messenger RNA of Diorhabda carinulata, 6476 nucleotides long. RefSeq names its product HEAT repeat-containing protein 1 homolog. Gene Ontology annotation, molecular function: snoRNA binding. The transcript is spliced from 7 exons. The record is from RefSeq and is a predicted model, not a curated record. NCBI's taxonomy places the organism in Eukaryota, Metazoa, Arthropoda, Insecta, Coleoptera, Chrysomelidae. Gene Ontology annotation, biological process: maturation of SSU-rRNA from tricistronic rRNA transcript (SSU-rRNA, 5.8S rRNA, LSU-rRNA); positive regulation of transcription by RNA polymerase I. Gene Ontology annotation, cellular component: small-subunit processome; t-UTP complex; 90S preribosome. Bases 143 to 6202 code for a protein of 2019 amino acids.
AGUAGCGAUAUUAUUGAACUUUUGAUACAUUUCAUUCAGUAACCACGUGUGUUUAUUUGAUUAUGAGGUUAUCUUUGUAAACUUGUUAAAAGCAUAGUUAUAUAAAGUGAGAUUGAGAGUGAGUAUUGGAUUUUGAGCUCAAAUGGCUACAUCCUUGGCAGAUCAACUUCAACGUUUGAAAGUCCCAGAGACAUCGGUAUUAAUAAGAGAUAAUAAACGACCAUCUCUACUUUUUAACCCAAAAGAAGCUGCUACUCUUUCCAAGGAGACAGUCUAUCAAAUUGGCUUAGAAGGAUUGGAGGAAUUGAUCCAAAAGAAUGAAGUAUUCUCACAGUUCAAACAUACCUUAUUCCAUGAAACGUCUAAGAGUUUUGAAAGAUCAGUACAAACUGCUGAAAUUAAUGAAAAGCUGAAUAAAUCUUUGAGACGGAUGCUUUUAUCGAUCUCUCCGUAUUUUCUGUUUAACUGCUCUCAUAAAGUAUUAGAAUGGUUAAUAUGUAGAUUUUCUAUACAUGAAUAUCUUAGAGAUGAUUUACUCAUGUUAUGUUUACCAUAUCAUGAAUCAACUAUGUUUGUUAGAGUCUUACAAUUGCUCAAAUUUAAAGACAAAAAUGACAGUUUUUAUUUUCUUAAAAGUUUCCAAAAAUCAGGAACUCAUUUACCAAAACAAUCUCUUUUGAAUCAUGCUGCUUCAGAUAUCGGAUUUUUAAAGUAUGUGACUUUGUACCUAAAAGAUUUGCUUAAGGUUCAUAGCAAACAUGAAUUACUAUCUGUAGCAAUAAAUUUUUAUUGCACAGUAUUUACUGGAACUUUAGAAUAUUUAGAUAAUAUAGGUGAAGAUCUUUUGUGUCAAAUGCUUCCAUUAAUAAUAAAAGGUUUGAAUUCCACAACUGCAGAUUUCUAUGCAGCGAGUUUAGUUGUAACAGUCAGACUAGUAACUAAAACCACUUUAUCAGAUCAUCUUAUAGACAAACUGGUUGAAAAAAUAUCAGAAUUUUCAGUUUCCAAUUUAAAAAAAGAAGCAUCUUUAGUUCUGAUAAUUAUUUAUCAAUCGCAGGAACAUUAUAAACAUAUACCAUCAACUGCUGUUAACAAUAUUUUAAAUAUUCAGGAACUACCAAAAAUAUUGAAUAAUUUACAAUCUAAUGGCAAUUCUAUUUAUCCUUUUUUGAAGAGAUUUAUCAGUUGUUUCACUUAUGAAGGUGUUAAUAACGAUGAAAAAUUAUCUAGAGAUGUUAUGAAAGCUUGCUUAGAUCUUAUAAAGGUGAAGAAUACAUUUGUUUUUACAAUUUUAAGGUGUAUUUUAGAUGCUGUGAAUACAAAAUUGCAAAUUUCUCCAGAAGCUCAAAAUUGGUUAACAGAAAUAAUUCAUUCAAUAGAACAACAAUAUCCUACUCCGUUCGAUAAAGCAGUUCACAAAAUUUUAUCCACAUCUUCAGAUAAAAGAUCGGUAAAAAGACGAAAGUGUCUAUCAAAAAUAAUUAAAAAUUCUGUAAUAUAUCGAGGCAAAUUUGAACUUUUGGAAAAACUGUAUCAUCCAAAUCCUGCUAUAAGGGGUGAAGCAAUAAAAUUAUUAUGCAAUAAUUUUGACGACCUGAAAGAUACUGACAGACAAUUAGUAAAUAAAUCAUUGGUAGAUAAACUAAAUGAUAAUGAUGUUAUGGUGGUAAAAAACACCUUGGAAAUUUUGAAAAAAUGUGAUGCUGUUGAUAAAUGCGGUAUAAAAAGUGCACUAAUAAACUUAGCCAAUAAAUAUCAAAAAGAUAAAUCCGGAUGGGGACUUAUUUCAGAUAAUGUAGUGAAUUUAUUAACAUCUCUUUAUGAACCAAAUGAUUGGGAAGUUUUUAUAUCUUUAUUUCCGUUUUUAUUACCUCAAACAUCUAAAAAUAUGUCAAGAGCAAAGAAAAUAUUGGAGACUCCCUUUAUAGCUAAGAACAACUUGUUUAAAUUAGAUUUACAGAAAUUGAAAAAUGCUGACGAAGAAGAAAGUUUUGUUACAUUGUUGCUUAACACUUUAUCUAAGAAUACUGAUGUUGAAAUUGUCAAAUCUCUAAUAGAUGUCGUAAAGAAAAAUGAAACAGUAAAUUAUUCAUUUCAUAAAUAUAUUUUAAUUCUAUUAUUGAGUACAAUUUUACCACAAGAUUCCAAUUUAGAAAUUGCUGGUCAAGUUUUAAACAUUUUCUCAACACUGUAUUAUUCUUCGAGUGAAAAAUUUGAAAAAAAGGCAUCUGUUAUUGGAUAUAUACAGAAAGCAAUUGCAGGGAAGUUUCCUAUGCAAGGAUUUUUACAGUGUCUUGAAAAAUUUAUAUAUAAAAUUAAAAAACCAGACAUCGAUUUGAAGCAGAGAGAUUUUUCAAUAAACAAUCAUGAAAAUGAUUAUUAUAUUAAUAUCACAUGCUUGUUAUUGGAUAAAGAAGAAUAUCUUAAGAAAUUUUUGAAAGCAAAUUUUCAAAAUUUCAACGAAGAAAUGGAAUUUUUCCUUAACGUUUCCGUAAGUGGCAAUAGUCAUUUAUAUACCAAUUUCAAAUCAAAAAUUCUGAAAUAUAUUGAAAGUAUAUUAAAACAAAAUUUAGAAACUGACGAUACCAUCACUAUAAACAAUUAUUUAAUAGUUUUAUUAUUAGCUUUGAUGGCAGAUUCAGAGGAGAAUCUUCGUAAAACAGUCAUACAUAUUCUCACUAUGUUAAUCACGAUGUCUACCCAAAAGGAAAACCGAUACAAUCCAUUAAUAAACAGUUUAAUCAAACAUAAAGAGGAAAUCAUAAUUGAUAAUCAACAGAUACCAUCAAUAAUUUUUAAUACUUUAGAUCCUUCAAACACGAAAGGUAAAAGAAAUUCGAAGGAUUUGAAUUUUAUUAGAAACGAUUUAUUUAGUUUAUCCUGUCGUAAUGAUACUCCAGCUUAUUUAAAGGCUACAAUCUUAUGGGCAUUUUCAUUGAUAGAUACAUUUGAGUCUCUAGAAGAAACAACCGAUAUGGCUCUUAACAUAUUAAAAAAUAAUUCAAUUGAAUUAACGUCUUUCAAUGCGAGAAUAAUCAAAUUGGUAGUUUCAAAAAUAAAUUCUCAAGUUAUCGGUCGAUUGAAUAUGGAUUCUAAAACUUGGAGACUACUGGAAACUUUUAUCAACAGCGAUAAAACAAUUAUUAAAGAUAGUGAAGAUACAUUAUCUCUUUCCUCGCUUACAUUAAACCAAUUGAAUAGUGAUACAUUUUCUUCUCUCGAAGACGAAGUUGUUGUUAAAUCAAUUCUAAAGAUAAUAAUAGAACUAUCACUCACCACUCAGGAUUCAGAAGUAGUUUUUCUUAUUAGUAGAAUUUUCAAGCAUAUAGAUCUAAACGCUGAAUGGAUUAAAGAGCAUUUAGUCAGCAUGAGGGAUGUACAGUCUUCAAAGAUUGACGAAAAUAAAAAGAAAAGAAGAAUUGGUAUUGUACCCACAGUUGAUAUUUUGGAUACUUUUGAAUGGAAAAAAGGAGUGGCUGUAUUGGAAUUCAUUCAAGAUAAGAAGAAAAUAAGAAAUAUAGAAUGUGUACUUCCAAUAUUUUUCGAUUUGCUUAAACGCUGUUUAGAUUUCGAUGAACAAUCAGCUGUAGAAUACCCCAAACAGCUUCUUCUGGCUAUAAUCCAUCAAAGUUGUAUGAAACUAGAUGGUGUAUUACCUGAAAAUCUCUUCAACGUAGAACUGAUCGUUCAGUGUAUUAGGGCUUCACAAAAUCCCCAAACUCAUCAUCAGGCAUUAUUGGUUUUAGCUUAUACUGCUAAUCUACUACCCACUCAAGUGUUACAUCAUAUGAUGGCAAUUUUUACUUUCAUGGGAUCUUCGGUAUUACGACAUGAGGAUGCAUAUAGUUUUCAACUUAUUUCAAAAAUUAUAGAUACAGUUAUUCCUAUUAUUACCAAAGGUGAUGGAGAAGAUAUUCAAGUACAUAAUGUAACAAAAAUUUUAAGAAUAUUCGUAGAUGUGAUACUAGAUGUACCAGAACAUAGAAGAAUUCCUCUGUACAAACAACUAUUAGAAACUGUUAAUGUCAAAGAACACCUCUAUAUAUUUCUACUUCUACUUUUUGAAAGUCAAAUUAAAAGUAGUACAAUCCAGAAGAAAGAAAAAGAUGCCGUUCAAAGGAAGCUCGAUAUAGGAGCUGAUAUAUGCAAAGAAUUUUCUCCUUCCAUUGUUAUUUAUAAUUGUAUCCGUUUGCUACAACAUUUAAGCAAUUUGCCAGAUGAAAAACAAGACAAUAUAGAAGUAAAUGGCGAAACAACCCCCAACUUAUCUUCUUUCUCUCCCAAAGAUUUUCGUCACUACAAAUACCUAAUCGUCAAGUUUACAGCCAAUCUUCUAGGAUCUCACAGUUUCGUGAAACAAGUGGCUGAUUUAAACGAAGAAGAAGAACUCAAUCUGGAACCGUUAUUUAAAGAGAUUAUUAUCAGUGUUCUUCAAUAUAUACAAAGAGUUUCAAAAAUAGUUGAGAAAUUUUCCAAUACACCUCAAGUGCAAUAUUGGAAAGUACUAUUGCAUUUGAAUUACGAUAUUUUAGAUAGUGUUAAUGCACUUGUAACACCACAAAUGUUUCUGUUAAUUACUAAAGGGUUAUUAGUCCAUAAAUUACCGACAGUGAAGAAGAGAAUAUUAGAAUUGCUGAUUAAUAAAUUGCAAUAUAAUAAAGAAUUUUUCUACCAUGAAGAAAAAACGGAUUUGUAUUCAUUAAUUCAUCCUAUUACAUCUAUUAUAGAAGGUGGUAAAGAAGAAGAGGGCGAUACAGAACAAGAAACUGUUAUUCAAACAAGUUUGUUGUGCCUCAAGUUGUUGGUAAAAACUCUAGCACCGGAAGAACCAGAAAAAUUCGUACCAAUUCUAGAUUUCGUAACAGGAUUAUUGAUGUCUAAGAAAACCCAAAGUAAUAUCCAAGCGUCGGUAGUACUUUGUUUGGCCGAAUUAUGUGUCAAUUUAAAAGGUUUUGCUAUUGGCAGCUUACCGGAUUUUAUGCCCGCUCUCAUUAAGAUUUUAAAAAGACAAAAACACUGCGAAACCCACAAUAUGUUGAUAAGAAGUUUAAUUACUACUAUCGAAAAGAUUUUGGAUAGUAUGCCGUUGUUUCUAAGUCCCUAUUUAGAGAAAUUGUUAACAGAAAUAACUCAAUUGAUAUCCACUUGCACUAAUAAUGAAGAACACAAGACACAAGCAUUCUCCACAAAAUUGAGCAGCGUAAAACAAAAAAUAGGACAUUCAAUACCACUCAGGAUGCUGCUACCUACCGUACAAACAUCUUACGACGUUUUGUUGGAGAACAAAUGUUUUAAGGCCAUUACUGUUCUCUUGGAUAUACUAGCGGAAACUAUUUCCAAUACUACCACAUCUGAUCUAAAUAGUAACUUGAAUCAACUAACAAACCUCUUUUUCUCGAUCCUUAAAUUUCGUACUGAAAAUCUGUGUUCUGCCGAAGAUAUCGAAGAUGUGGAAACUCACAUUAUAAAUGCCUUCACAGUACUUAUAUUGAAAUUGUCGGAAAAUACUUUCCGGCCCUUAUACUACAAACUAUAUGAUUGGGCUGUAAGAUCCGAAAUUAAAGAUGAGAGAUUAAUAACGUUCUACAGUCUUUCUAGCAGAAUCGCGGAAUCUCUUAAAAGUUUAUUUGUUUUAUUUGCAAGUCAUUUUAUCAAUAAUUCUGCACAAAUAUUAGACGCUUGUAAUUUGAGUAAAACUGAAGAUCUUUACUUUACUGAUGAAGAAAAAAACGUCAUUUUAAUAGAGAACAUAUUAAAAACUCUAAACUCUGUAUUUUUGUACGACAAUCAGAAGUUUAUAAAUAGAGAUAGAUUCAAUAUCCUUAUGCAACCAUUGGUAGAUCAACUGGAGAAUCCAUUGGGAGGUUUAGAUGUGCUUACCAAACGAAAUACUGAAUUAGUAACGCCUUGUUUGGUACAUUUCUCGGUAGCCGUUGCCGACGAUGCGUUAUGGAAGCAAAUCAAUUAUCAAAUUUUAUUAAAAAUGAGAAAUAAUACAGCUAAAAUUAGAUUAAUAGCGUUGCAUUGCCUUACGGAAAUAGUAAAGAAGCUCGGUGAAGAUUUCCUUCCGUUGUUACCGGAAACUAUUCCUUUCUUAGCGGAAUUACUCGAAGAUGAAGAAGAAGAUAUCGAGAAAAACUGCCAGAAAGCCGUACGGGAAAUGGAAGCUGUUUUAGGGGAAUCGUUACAAAAAUAUUUUUAGUUUAGUUACUUUAAAUGAAUGUACAUAUAUUUUUUAUUAUUUGUCUUGAGUAUACACAUGUAAGCAAGGAAUUUUCAGAAAUGUAAAAGAAAAUCGCCAUUUUGGAAUAAUCUAGCGCAUCAAAUGAGCGGUUCAGUAUGAUGUCCCAACCACAGUGACCAAUUAUCUAACAAUUUAUCGAUGGCUAAUGUUAAUCUUACGUUUUAAAUUUUAACUGAAAUUGAUAGUACAAAAAGACUUUGAAUGGGUCUGGCAUUUCAAAAAAAGAACAAAA